AUGAACACAUGCGAGGUGCAGGAUGUGGCGAAAUUGCGGGCGGCCGACCACAUCUGCAUCUGGGACACGAGUCGCUGGCCAUUCCGGUAUACUCACCACGGUGUCGUGUUCACGGCUGGGGAGUCCACGGACGAGAUCUCCAUCGCCCACGUCUGGUCUCGCAAAACAGGGCUGCGCGCGUCCCAGGCGGACUCCAAGUUCCAGCUCACAAGUCUCACCGAGUUCCUGAACGGGCGUCCGCUGCCGGACAUGCGCCGCGUGCAGUACAAUUCGUCACUGGUGGCUGAGGCCAGUUCAUUGUUAGGCGAGGUGCAUCGCACACACGCCGACGCGCCGCCGGUGGUGCUGGCGCGCUGUCGGUUCCUGUUGGGACUCGGUCAGGGACAUUUCAGUAUUUUGUCGCUCAAUUGCGAACAUGUCGCGCUGUGGUGCACCACAGGCGUGGGCUGGUCAAAGCAGCUUUUGUCCAGGACGGAGACCAAAGUGCCGUUCUUGACGUCGUCGGCCAAGUCAGCACAAGCGCUGGAGCGUCUGCAAUUUCAUCUGCUGGGUAUUCAAGAGAUGGCCAAGCAGAGGAACAAGAAGCUCGAAGACCUGGCGGGGAAGAAGGUUUAUUUGAGACUCAAAGACACUGGAAAAUUUGCUAAACGGUUCGGAGACGAGCUGUAUUUGGUGCAAGACGAUCCGAGCGAGAAGGACUGGGCAUUCAGACAGAGACCUACAGCGUUGAGACUGGGGGCUCGUGUGCAGGCGUACAACUGUGUCCGUGUGGAGUUUGAGGAUUAUGAAAAGCCUGGAGAUGUUCUGUAUGCCAGUUCCAGUGGACUGAGACUCACACGACGUCGGAAGAUGCAGUUCAAGCGCUGGUUCCAGUUCGAACUGGGAUGGGACGGAGAGUUGCAGAGCUUGCGUCACCGACGCUGGUUUUCCAGUCAAUGA
Molecule: messenger RNA, 939 nt
Organism: Phytophthora infestans T30-4
Lineage: Eukaryota; Oomycota; Peronosporomycetes; Peronosporales; Peronosporaceae
Exons: 2
Coding region: 1-939 (312 amino acids)
Source: RefSeq, a predicted model, not a curated record